UAAGUUACGUACUUAAACCCGAAUAAUCUAACACCAACACAACCCUCCUUCUGCUCCGCGCGAUACUCCACACUUUCAAAACCCAGCACUAUCUCAAUAUGUGCAAGCAACAACUCAUCCCUUUCACAGCUUUCUUAGCUGGCAUAUUCCACCUCACACUUGGUCUAUACAUUCCAGAGUCUUUCUCAGCCUCCGCAACAUUAUCCCUCACGUCCCUCACUCCUAGACAAGUAGGCUAUACCUAUUGCCACACCGAGCAAGCAGGAACAUGCACCAUCGCAUAUAUCAUCAAUCACAAGGAAGCCCUCCCUCUUAGCAUUCAAAUCCUCGAUAACAACUGCGAGAACGGAAUAGGAGGCAAAAAAUAUCUACUAAUAAAUGCCACUCCUGACGACAUCGAAACAGAUCCUAUCCAAACAUCACCGACUACAAAAUUUACAGUGGAGUAUAUUGCGGAUGACAAGCCUGCUAGGAUAAAAGCGGAUGGAAAAGAAAUGUUCUGGAGAUCGGCGGAUAAGGGCGGCAAAAAGAUUUGGACUGCGCCUUUUGAUUGUCAUUUGCGGAGAGGAAAGUCAAAUACGUAGUUUUAUGGGGUGGGUGUUUGGUUAUGAUGCUGGUCGUCAUGAUGCCGAGUCGGUUAUAUGGUUUUGGAUAGCAUGGAGCACAUAGCAUAAAGAAUUAAACUCGUUGUUUUUCAAUUUGCUUGCCUAACUGAACUUAUAACCUGGCUUCAUUAGUUGAUAUAGAUAUGCUAUUUCCCGUUUCUGAAUAUGUGUAAAUGACAAUUUCGGCUACUCCUGAAGUGCAAUACUAGAAAGUAAAACUCAUUUAUUCAAUAUCUCGGAGUCGUGAUAGAAGAGUCUUACAACCUUUAGCACCGCGAUAUGUGUACAAGCUGAUAUUCCGAAAGUGAAUAUCAACAUAUGAUUCGAUAACUUCCUCACAACAGGGAUCUGGAGUGACUGUCCAAAUUCAAUGAAUCGAUAUUCUCUUCCCAC
Messenger RNA from Sclerotinia trifoliorum, 998 nucleotides. The record is from the annotation of a GenBank genome assembly. Lineage: Eukaryota; Fungi; Ascomycota; Leotiomycetes; Helotiales; Sclerotiniaceae.